AUUCCGUACGAUAACUUGCUUCCCUUCACACGACAUCGAGGAAACGCGAUUGUCAACAAACAGCUGAUUUUCUAUCUGAUCUCGUGACGUAAAAUUAUAUAGGUGUUUUUGGCGUCUGACUCUUCAAGAUGUCGGGAAGAGUGCGCACUAGAGUGGAUCGUGGGACUGGGGAGAUCGUAGCAUAUAGUGAUGCUGCUGUCCGUAAUAAUUUGGCUGUGAUUGAGUACUGUAGAACAUCAAUGGCUGCGUUGUCUGGAGCUACAGCAGGUAUGCUGGGCUUGACUGGCUUGUACGGCUUCCUGUUUUUCUUCCUGGCCGGCCUCAUACUGUGGCUAAUGCUGCUCUUGAAAGCAGGGUCAAAAUGGCAACAGUAUUUCGUCAGUCGACAGUCUCUUCUCACCAGUGGCCUUUUCUCUGGCUUGUUCACAUACAUUCUGUGUUGGACCUUUUUAUAUGGAAUGGUACAUGUAUAUUGAUUACUUUUCCAUUAUUUUGUUUUAAGUGGACUGAAAGUUGUCAAUGGAUGAAUGUGAACAAAUGACCAAUUUGGAAAACUGAUACUGCUAAGAAUAAAGAUAUAAAUAAUAGGAAUGAAA
Penaeus vannamei (Pacific white shrimp) is the source of this 596-nucleotide messenger RNA. RefSeq names its product ER membrane protein complex subunit 6 (gene EMC6). Gene Ontology annotation, cellular component: EMC complex; membrane; endoplasmic reticulum. Gene Ontology annotation, biological process: protein folding in endoplasmic reticulum; autophagosome assembly. NCBI's taxonomy places the organism in Eukaryota, Metazoa, Arthropoda, Malacostraca, Decapoda, Penaeidae. The record is from RefSeq and is a predicted model, not a curated record.